Molecule: messenger RNA, 1174 nt
Organism: Momordica charantia (bitter melon)
Lineage: Eukaryota; Viridiplantae; Streptophyta; Magnoliopsida; Cucurbitales; Cucurbitaceae
Product: methyltransferase
Biological process (GO): rRNA base methylation
Molecular function (GO): rRNA (uridine-N3-)-methyltransferase activity
Source: RefSeq, a predicted model, not a curated record
UCUACUGGUCAGUUCCUACAAUCUCCAAGGAGUCUCCAUAUUCUCACUGUGGCGAAGCAGAGCUGAGAAUUUCCCUGCUCGCUCAAUUUUAGAAGCUUGAGAGCUGCACAGUAGCAGUAAUCCUCAUGAUCCAUUGCUGUUCUUCUUCUCAAAUGCGAACUAUUGGAGCAAUACGACCUCAAUUGUCGAAGUUAUUGCACCGCUCCUCUUUCAGAAGCUUCAGAGUUAGAGCUCUCUCGUCGUCUCCUUCUUCUGCCUCGUCCAAUCAAGCCCGUGGCGGCCUUCCUCGCUUCUUCUCCCAAGUUCUCCCUUCGUAUAAGGGUGAUGUUGUUCGUCUAGAAGGCGAUGAAGUCUGGCAUAUGACUAAAGUUUUAAGGUUGAAGACUGAUGAUAGGGUGGAGCUGUUCAAUGGAAAUGGAGGUCUAGUAGAAGGAAGCAUAAAGGGCAUUCAUGUCAAUGGACUUGACAUUCUGGCAAUGGAAGAUCCAAAAUCCGUUCUACCUCAAAGCACUCAGUGGCAUGUAUUUGCAGCUUGUGGUACUCUAAAGGGUGGCCGUGCCGACUGGCUUGUUGAGAAAUGUACAGAACUUGGGGCCAGCAGUGUAACUCCUCUGAUAACAGAACGUUGCCCUACAAUAUCCGAUAACCGAGUAAACAGAUUUGAACGUAUCACGUUAGCAGCAACUAAACAAUGUCAAAGACUGCACAAAAUGAAUCUGAAUUCUCCAUUGAAAAUUCCUGGUCUCUUGCACCUUAUUAACGAGUCAAAGCUAUGUUUUGUAGCAGUUGCAGAAGCAACUCCACUUGUUAGUGCAUUAGCUUCAACAGAAAUAGAAUCUGGUGGGCUUUUGGUUGUUGGACCUGAAGGAGAUUUCACUGAGAAAGAGAUCUGCAUGAUGAAAGAAGCUGGAGCAAUUGCUGUCGGUCUUGGUCCAAAUCGUCUUCGUGUUGAAACUGCAACAGUGGCAAUCUUGUCAACCCUGAUGUUAUGGUCUGACUCAAAAAGUUCUGAUUGUUAAUCUCUCUUUCAGGUUAGCCCUCAUUCGUUUGUGUAUGGAUGAAUCAGAUCUUCCUACACCAUUAUUUUGUUUUGCUUCAAGGAUGAACCAGAAGUUAAAACUUGAAAAUUUGUUAAAAGAAUGAAAUGCAGAUGGAAUGGGUGCUCAGUUAAGUA